This is a messenger RNA of Cutaneotrichosporon oleaginosum, 2284 nucleotides long. RefSeq lists its product as uncharacterized. NCBI's taxonomy places the organism in Eukaryota, Fungi, Basidiomycota, Tremellomycetes, Trichosporonales, Trichosporonaceae. The record is from RefSeq and is a predicted model, not a curated record.
CCUGCAAACAUCCUCACCAUGCCCCCCUCUGGGCGCUCGCGGCCGUCCUUGCUCGCCCCAUCCGCACCAACACCACACUUCCGCCGCCCAGCUGAGACCCCCUUCGGCAAGAUCCAGCCUGUCUUCGACGGUUUCGCGCUCGCCGAGACGUCAUGGGCCUCCGACUCCACUGUCUCGAACGUUACUCCGCGCGUUAAAGCUCCGCACAAAACACCUGAAACCAAACGUCGCCGGCGAGACGAGCUGUACACCCCCGCACCACCGGCUGCCGAGUACCACUCGCCGCCGCCCGCCCCACACCAGGACGACUUGUUUGCGCGGCGGCUGGCGGACUCGAUCAGACGGGCACCACUUGCCCCUCUUCCAGACGAACAGCUUCAGGAUGCACCGUCAGCUGCUGCGCUGCCAGCGCACGAUUCAGUCUCCAAGCCGGCGGUGGUCAAACCGAAAAUGUCCUCUCGCGCAGCGCGAGCCCGUGCUGCAGGAAUCCCUACGCUUGCAGCGCGGUCGAUUGCCAUCCCUCCUUCGCGUGUUCUUCCACCUCUGCGCCGCCCUGUUCCGCAGCCGCGCUACGAUCUCCCAUCUAGCCAAGCGCCUGGUGUCGCUUUGAGCGCCUCACGAGCUUCCGUUUCCCACCGUCCCCACGUCGAUCGCGAGAACUGCCCGCCAUCGGCGGCAGGCCCAAGCUUGCGAUCAACAAUGUCGCAAACACUGCCAUCUACCAGCAGCUACCCGUCGCUGUCUUCAGCCAACCCUCCUCAACCCUAUGAGCAAUCCCCAUCCACUUUCCCCGUGUCACGGGACGUGUUGAUAUCCCAGGCUUGCCCGUCUGCCGAUACUCCUGCAUCGACGAAGUCGAUAGCUGCGUCCGCAGCGACGCUGGAGGGCCGCUCGGAGCUGUGGGACCUCUCUAUGGGCACACCGACGGGCAUCUCGAUUAAUCGCCGCCGCCCCGCCCAGAAUCUUGUCAUCUCGCCGUAUGCUUCGUCAACACCUGCUAGGGGAGAGCGCAGCAUCCGCAGCCCCCUGUCAAUGGGAGUCGCAUCGCCUAUGCGCGGCCUUGCACCGACGAUGGAGGAUAGGCGCCACCCUGUACCUGCGGUUGUGGCUGCCGAGGACGUCCCGCGGAAGCUGUCGUUCAACAUGCGUGAGGAGAUUUCCCAGCGUCUGACACCUCCGCGACUGCAGCGCCCCCAAGCACAGUCCGAAUCGCCAGCGGAGGAGGACAGCAGGGACUCGGGAGGCAUACUCGGCUUCCUCACAGGCCUGUUUCUCAACCCACCAGCUCCUCCCAAGGUCGCGCCGAAGCGUGCGCCGCCGCCCUCCCGCCCGGCUCUUAAGAGCUCUCGCCCUGGCCCCAGCCGCUCGGCGGUGGCCGCCAGAAUGAACCGGGACGAGACACGCGUGACCAAGACUGCUCCCAAAGGCAGAGCACCUGAGAUCAGAGUGUCCGACAGCAGAGACGAGAAUCGCAUCAUCAGAGCGGCUCCCAAAGUUAGAGCGACUGCGCGAGCCAUCAGCACGCGGCCCUCCGCUCAGCAGGUGUCCAAGCUAGCAUCGCACCCGCCACGCCAGCCCCUCUGCGAGACUCGUGGUGAUGUCAUCAACCAGGCGACUGCACUUCGCCAGAAGCGCAAGCAGCCGCCCUCACCCGUUAAAUCGUCACGACCUGCAGGACCUCCGCCCGUCCGUGGAUCGGCGCCUCCGUCGUAUGCUCGUCCCACAGCCAGCCGUAUGGCUAGCCAGCCUGCCGCCAACGUGCAGAGCUCGACGCAUACGCAUACGACGGCAAGGCGGCCGCGGCCUGUCUCUCGCAUAACGCCAUUUGUAGCGCAAGCUUUGGCGCGCCUGCCAAAACCCGGCGAGGGCGUGACUCCGGCUGCGAAGCCAGUGUCCAUCGCGGACCACGAGCGAGCACGCGAGCUUGCCAUCCGCAAGGCCGUUUUUGAACGCGCAGGCAAAGCUGAGCUGCCUGCCCCACCGCCUGAAGAGCCAAUUCAGCGAUCUGCCCCGCCCCCUGCUCCAGCCGCCCGCAUCCCCGGCGAGGCGACACGCCGUCGCGCCGAGAUGCAGGCUCUUAACAAGGAGCGCCGCGAUCGCAAGGCGGCAGAGGAGGCCCGUGUCGCUGCUGAGGAAGCGCGGAUCCGCGCCGAGAUCGAGGCCGAGUUUGACAGGCAAGCGCGCCGGGCCACCGUGUUCCGCCCCAACCCUCUGCCCGAGAUGUACCACCGCCGCUAGCAUGAUGUUUAUUGUGUUGUAAUUUGCGACAAUGUUUAUUAUUAUG